Molecule: messenger RNA, 702 nt
Organism: Naegleria fowleri
Lineage: Eukaryota; Heterolobosea; Eutetramitea; Acrasida; Naegleriidae
Exons: 3
Coding region: 1-702 (233 amino acids)
Source: RefSeq, a predicted model, not a curated record
AUGUCAGGAAAGACCUCCUCUGAGAAUUCAUAUGGAUCAGUCACCAGAUCAUCUCCUUCUUGGUGUCGUACAUAUGGAGUGGGAGUUGUGACAUCUUUCAUUGUUGCAUCCUUUUCAUUCGGAAUGGCUGCAUGGGGAUUUUACAUUUAUGGAAAGAAUAUCAACAAAAUGAUCGAUACAGACACCUGCAUGGCCCAAACCAUACUCAAUCUACUUCUCUCCUUCUGUGUUGUGACUUGUGUUGGAGCAUUGUGUUGCAUUUUCGCUGUCAUUCUUUCAAUUUUUGAUGCUUGUGCUUUCCAAAUUUCCCAAAAUGGAAAAGAAGGUUCUGCCACGAGUAGUAGUGGCAACAACAACAACAUUCGACCUUGUUUUACCAUUUCCAAGAUUUGUGUGGCAAUACUUGGAUGGCCCAUGAUUGGUCUCUUGAUUGCCAUUGCAGUGAUGACCUAUUCUAAAAAGUGUAAAACAGAAGCACGAGAUCUGUAUUCCAUGCUUCAUGUUUUUCUAAUUACACAAUUGGUAACCAUUCCAGUGGUGCUUGUGUUGGCAAUGUGUGUAUCGUGUUGUGCUCAGUGUUGUUGCUCUGAUCAUGUGAGGAAUGGAAACAACAAUCAUUAUAAGGCAAACUCUGACUCGAAGAAUGAGUACUUGUUGCUGUCAGAUAGCAGACAUGAAGUGAUUGGUGGAGAUUAUGAAUAA